Eubalaena glacialis (North Atlantic right whale) is the source of this 2598-nucleotide messenger RNA. RefSeq names its product polypeptide N-acetylgalactosaminyltransferase 11 (gene GALNT11). Gene Ontology annotation, molecular function: Notch binding. The coding region runs from base 212 to 2077 and encodes 621 amino acids. Gene Ontology annotation, cellular component: Golgi apparatus. The transcript has 12 exons. The record is from RefSeq and is a predicted model, not a curated record. Gene Ontology annotation, biological process: regulation of Notch signaling pathway. Lineage: Eukaryota; Metazoa; Chordata; Mammalia; Artiodactyla; Balaenidae.
CGCGGCGCGGGCACUGGGCGAGCGCGGGGGGCGCUGGUGUGCCCGCUGCUGCGUUUUCUUGCCGGCAGCUCCGCCCGCUGCGGCGAAUGCGGCUCGGACCCGGGCCGUGGCGGGAGGGAAGAUGCCACAGCCCGAGUCCCGAAAGGCCGGGGUCCUGCGCUGCCGGCGUCGGGGAAACUGAAAAUGGCCCUUCAGCUAUGCUAGGUCUAUAAUGGGAAGUGUCACAGUUCGAUAUUUCUGUUAUGGAUGCCUUUUUACAUCUGCAACCUGGACGGUUUUGCUUUUUGUUUAUUUCAACUUCAGUGAAGUGACUCAGCCACUUAAGAAUGUGCCCAUCAAGGGGUCUGGGCCCCAUGGACCAUUCCCCAAAAAAUUUUAUCCCCGUUUCACUCGAGGUCCAAGUCAAGUGUUAGAAUCACAGUUCAAAGCAAACAAAAUUGAUGAUGUGAUAGAGAAUCAUAUUGAAGAUCCAGAAAGAGGCAACAUGAAGUUCUCUUCUGAACUGGGUAUGAUUUUUAAUGAACGUGAUCAGGAGUUGAGAGACUUGGGGUAUCAGAAACAUGCCUUCAAUAUGCUUAUUAGUAACCGCUUGGGCUACCAUAGAGAUGUGCCAGAUACAAGGAAUGCAGCAUGUAAAGACAGGUCUUACCCGACGGAUCUGCCAGUCGCUAGUGUUGUUAUUUGUUUCUACAACGAAGCCUUUUCUGCCUUGCUCCGGACCGUGCACAGCGUGCUAGACCGCACUCCAGCCCGGCUUCUUCACGAGAUUAUCCUCGUGGACGACGACAGUGACUUCGAUGAUGUAAAAGGAGAACUAGAUGAAUACAUCCAAAAAUACCUCCCUGGAAAGAUUAAAGUAAUAAGAAAUACAAAACGUGAGGGAUUGAUUCGAGGAAGAAUGAUUGGAGCAGCCCACGCAACAGGAGAAGUCCUGGUGUUCCUGGACAGCCACUGCGAGGUGAAUGUGAUGUGGCUGCAGCCCCUGCUGGCUGCCAUCCGGGAGGACCGGCAAAUGGUGGUGUGCCCGGUGAUCGACAUCAUCAGCGCUGACACGCUGGCCUACAGCUCGUCCCCUGUGGUGCGGGGAGGAUUCAACUGGGGGCUGCACUUCAAAUGGGACCUCGUUCCCCUUUCUGAGCUCGGAGGAACAGACGGAGCUACUGCACCAAUAAAGUCACCUACAAUGGCUGGAGGAUUGUUUGCCAUGAACAGAAACUAUUUCAGUGAACUUGGACAGUAUGACAGUGGCAUGGAUAUCUGGGGAGGAGAAAAUUUAGAAAUAUCAUUUCGGAUUUGGAUGUGUGGAGGUAAGCUCUUCAUCAUCCCUUGCUCUAGAGUUGGACACAUUUUCCGGAAAAGGCGACCAUAUGGUUCUCCAGAGGGCCAGGACACCAUGACACACAACUCCUUGCGGCUGGCACAUGUUUGGUUGGAUGAAUAUAAGGUGAGAUUAAAUCUCUCACCGAGAAGGAUGGAUGAUAAGGAGCAGUAUUUUUCCUUAAGACCUGAUCUGAGAACCAGAAGCUAUGGAAAUAUCAGUGAGCGUGUUGAAUUGAGGAAGAAGUUGGAUUGUAAAUCAUUUAAAUGGUAUUUGGAUAAUAUUUACCCAGAGAUGCAGAUAUCUGGGCCCAAUGCCAAACCCCAGCAACCCAUUUUUAUCAAUAGAGGGCCAAAACGCCCCAAAGUCCUCCAACGUGGAAGGCUCUAUCACCUCCAGACCCACAAGUGUCUGGCGGCCCAGGGCCACCCAAGUCAGAAGGGAGGCCUAGUAGUGCUUAAGGCGUGUGACUACAGUGACCCAAAUCAGAUUUGGAUUUAUAAUGAAGAGCACGAAUUGGUUUUAAAUAAUCUCCUUUGCCUGGAUAUGUCAGAAACUCGCUCAGCAGACCCACCACGACUCAUGAAGUGCCAUGGGUCAGGAGGAUCCCAGCAGUGGACCUUUGGGAGGAAUAAUCGGCUGUACCAGGUGUCAGUCGGACAGUGCCUGAGAGCGGUCGAUCCACUGAGUCGCAGAGGCUUUGUUGCCAUGGCCAUCUGUGAUGGCUCCUCCUCACAGCAGUGGCAUUUGGAAGGUUAAGGUGGAUGCUGUGGCUGGAACGGUGAUUUGUCAUGCUUGUCCUCAACAUGGAGACGCCUGGGACACUAGUAGAGGUGAGACAGCAGACACAGUAGAGGUCGCAGCCCCGAGUGACCAUCGGGAGGUGAAGAAGUAUGGUUCACCAAGAGGUUCAGGUCAUUUCUCAACUGCUGUUAAGGAAUUUCUUGCUUAUGGUAGGAAAGCAGAAUGCAGUUUUAACUCUCUAAAGAGUCAGGUUUGUAUAGAAGGAUAAAGCCCAGGAAAUUGAGAUGUCUAUUCAAAUUUAUUUAUGCUUCCUUUUAAUCCCCUUAAAUAAUGAAGUGGCGUUUAUCUGAUCAGGAACUUGUCAUGAUUUCCUUUCUUAGAAGAUUUUGUAGAUGACAGUUAAUUUUUUUUUUAAUUUCUAAUACCAUGUUCUAAAUAGUUUUAAAUAAACUGAUUGAAUCCACAUUACAUUUAACUUCAGAAGGCAUCAUUUAUAAGAUUAUAUUUAAGAGAGUUAACUAUUAUAAAUUAUUUUG